Molecule: messenger RNA, 1293 nt
Organism: Conger conger (European conger)
Lineage: Eukaryota; Metazoa; Chordata; Actinopteri; Anguilliformes; Congridae
Product: muscarinic acetylcholine receptor M2-like
Exons: 3
Coding region: 1-1293 (430 amino acids)
Biological process (GO): adenylate cyclase-activating adrenergic receptor signaling pathway
Cellular component (GO): plasma membrane
Molecular function (GO): G protein-coupled acetylcholine receptor activity
Source: RefSeq, a predicted model, not a curated record
AUGUUUCAGGGCCAGGUUCAGCAAACAGAGAAGCAGAUCAAAGAGGAGUUUCAGGAGCUGCACCAAUUCUUGCACCAUGAGGAGGCAGCCAGGAUCAGAGCCCUCAGAGUGGAGGAGACACAGAGGAGCCAGACUCUGAGCAGGAAGAUGGAGGAAGUGGUCAGAAAGAUGAAGGCCCUUUCAACCACAGUCAAAGCCAUAGAGCAGGAGAUGGGCAAAGAUGAUGUUUCAUUCCUGCAGAUGGAGUUGAACACUGACAUCGUUGCCCUCUCCACCUUCUCCAACAUCUCCAACGCCUCGGAGGACAACGGCACUUCCGCCCUGCUGCCCGGGCCCCCCUACCUGCCGGUGGAGGCGGCCUUCAUAGUCCUGGUUGCAGGCUCUCUCAGUCUGGUCACCAUCAUUGGGAACAUCCUGGUCAUGCUUUCAAUCAUAGUCAACAGGAGCCUGCAGACCAUCAACAACUACUUCCUCUUCAGCCUGGCUUGCGCCGACCUCAUCAUCGGCGUGAGUUCCAUGAACCUGUACACGGUCUACAUCGUGAUUGGCUACUGGCCCCUGGGGCCCGUGGUGUGCGACCUGUGGCUGGCCCUGGACUAUGUGGUGAGCAACGCCUCCGUGAUGAACCUCCUCAUCAUCAGCUUCGACCGCUACUUCUGCGUCACCAAGCCGCUCAGCUACCCCAUGAGGGAUGCAGCUGGAGCAGAUGGUGUUGAGGAGCGCCAUGACGUUGUAGGGCGUCCAAGUCACCACGAAGGCCACCAGGAUGGCCAUGAUGGUGCGUGUCACCUUCUUCUCCAGCGACGACGCCGCCGCCUUCCUCCUGGGCGGCGGCUGCCUUGUCACCUGGUGGCCUUCGUGGUGACGUGGACGCCCUACAACGUCAUGGUGCUCCUCAACACAAUCUGCUCCAGCUGCAUCCCCGAUGCCGCCUGGACCAUGGGCUACUGGCUGUGCAACAGCACCGUCAACCCGGCCUGCUACGCCCUCUGCAACGCCACCUUCAAAAAGACCUUCAAACGACUCCUCCUCCGCCAGUACAAGGACAUUCGCUCGGGACCGACCAUCCUGGUGGCCUUCGUGGUGACGUGGACGCCCUACAACGUCAUGGUGCUCCUCAACACCGUCUGCUCCAGCUGCAUCCCCAACGCCGCCUGGACCAUGGGCUACUGGCUGUGCUACAUCAACAGCACCGUCAACCCGGCCUGCUACGCCCUCUGCAACGCCACCUUCAAAAAGACCUUCAAACGACUCCUCCUCUGCCAGUACAAGGACAUUCGCUCGGGUCGAUGA